Parathielavia appendiculata is the source of this 540-nucleotide messenger RNA. RefSeq lists its product as uncharacterized. The transcript has a single exon. The coding region runs from base 183 to 437 and encodes 84 amino acids. Lineage: Eukaryota; Fungi; Ascomycota; Sordariomycetes; Sordariales; Chaetomiaceae. The record is from RefSeq and is a predicted model, not a curated record.
AGGCACGUAUGGCGUGCAGCUCAGAAACGCUGCCUCCGAAACCGACGCAGAUAAUGCGGAAGCUGGAGCGCGGCGUUGCAGGGUCGCGUGGGCGACCACAAACACCUCACAGCGGGCGGCUCGCGGCCAUCUCUCUGACGGAGAUGCGCGGAGCCUAGUGACCAGGUGGUGAGACAGGCGACAUGUCGAAGCCCGAAGGGUGUAGCAUCAUCGAGCAACGCUUAAUCCCUUUUGGGCAGAGGAGGAAGCGGCCUACUUGGCGGCGGACCGGGGCAGGGAGGAAGCUGAGACGGUCUCUGAGCGGGCAUCAUGGUGAAAGUGAACUGGGUCGAGGAAGCCAGCUUGACGGUUGUUGGGUUUAUAAGGCUAGGCCUGGUGAUCGUUGGAGUGGUGAUUGGAGGUUGCUGGUCGCGGGUCAGGACAGGAAGCAGUCGUAAUUAUCAAGUAGUCGUGAGAGAGUCUUUGUCGUUAAGAUCUUUCGAUGAAAGUUCCCGAGUCGUUUUGGUCUGGCGAUGAUGGCUCGAGAGUGCCGACCACGGC